AUGCCUACCGCUCCGCCCUACCUGCACAGCUACCCGGCCGAGAAAAGACGUGAAGUCUGGCUGCAAUGGGCUGUUUACAACAUCAGCCCAGUCUUUGAGCGCUUCCCAGGAGACCGCGCUUAUGUCGUUUUCCAGUUGGAAAAUCUCGAGUGGACAAAAGGCACUCACCUUCCUCCCGCCAACAGCGACUCAGAUGCCUGGUGUCGCCUCAAGCAAACCUGGGGUCCCUCAGAGCCGCCUCCCAAGGGAACCAUUCCCUCAGUGGCCGACUGCGAGGUUGUGCGUCUUUUGAACAAAGGCUACGUUCACGAGUACAUCGAGCUGAACCUGAGGAAGCACGGCUGGGAUCCCUACAAGUGCUGCGACCCGUCUCUCAAAGUCGAGCAGAAGAGACUCAACGCUCCUUCCCCGGCGAAACCUUCUUCCUCGGCGGCGGUGACUCCUGCUUCGACUGGUGCUCGUUCGUCUGCGGCGGCUUCUUCCUCCAAGACAACUCCUUCCUCCACGACAGCUCCUGCCUCGAAGACAGCUCCUCCCUCAAAGACAACAGGAACUGGGGUUCCCACCAGUGGAGCGACAACCGGCGAAUUACGUGAUCGCUUGAUACGUGCCAUGUCUUCGCCCUCCCGAGGUGCUUGGGCACCUGGACGUGGGACUUCCUCAUCUGUUCGAGGCACCUCAUCGCCGGUUCAAAGCAUUGAUUCCCCCGGACGCGCAUCCCCUUCACCCAUUCGUGGCGGUUCCCCAUCAGGUCGCGGUGGAAGAGGUCCAGGUACCAGUGGACGGGCUGGCUUCGUUUCUGGACGUGUCGGCCUGUCACCAAGACCGUCUCGGCCUACGGAGACUACUCCUUCUACGCCAGUGUUGCCAAAGCGAACACUUUCUGCCCCUUUCACGCCCCGGACAAGACCGAUUGUCAAAGAGGAAGGCACUGCUCGAACCACACCUUCUCCUGCUGUGCCAGUGAACCGGAACGCUGGUGUCGGAUCCACUCGAUCUCAGAAGCCUGCCCAGACAGCCCAAAAGGCUCACGCGUGGACACCCACGUUUGGAUCGAUGCCGGCUUCUUCCCAAGCCACACAAUCCAACUCGACCAAGUCGACGACAACUCCUGCAACCGGCUAG
This is a messenger RNA of Colletotrichum chrysophilum, 1125 nucleotides long. RefSeq lists its product as uncharacterized. Lineage: Eukaryota; Fungi; Ascomycota; Sordariomycetes; Glomerellales; Glomerellaceae. The transcript has a single exon. The coding region runs from base 1 to 1125 and encodes 374 amino acids. The record is from RefSeq and is a predicted model, not a curated record.